CGCCUCCCAGUCUCCGCCCCUUUACGGCACGAUGGUCGCGCAAGAAUGUGAUAGAGCCUAGACGGCCGCCAUCUUCUUUCUUUCUUAGCAGUUAGCUGAGAGAGGACCUUCGCGAGGGAACGGGAGCGGCUGCUGUAGCGUGGGCAUGGCCGACUACUCAACAGUGCCCCCGCCCUCGUCUGGCUCAGCUGGCGGUGGCGGCGGCGGCGGCGGAGUUAACGAUGCUUUCAAAGAUGCCCUGCAGAGAGCCCGGCAGAUUGCAGCAAAAAUUGGGGGUGAUGCUGGUACAUCAUUGAAUUCAAAUGACUACAGUUAUGGGGGACAAAAGAGACCCUUAGAAGAUGGAGAUGGCUCUUGGACAAAUCCGAGCAGUACAACACACUGGGAGGGAAUGCCCUCUCCUUUUAAAGAUCAACCAGAUGCUAAGAAAGUUGCUCCCCAGAAUGACUCUUUUGGAGCACAAUUACCUCCGAUGCAUCAGCAGCAAAGAUCUGUAAUGACAGAAGAAUACAAAGUUCCAGAUGGAAUGGUUGGAUUUAUAAUUGGCAGAGGAGGUGAACAGAUCUCACGCAUACAGCAGGAAUCUGGAUGCAAAAUACAGAUAGCUCCUGAUAGUGGUGGCCUUCCAGAAAGGUCUUGUAUGCUAACUGGGACGCCUGAAUCUGUUCAAUCAGCAAAAAGAUUGCUGGACCAGAUUGUUGAAAAGGGAAGACCGGCCCCUGGCUUUCAUCAUGGCGAUGGACCUGGAAAUGCAGUUCAGGAGAUCAUGAUUCCAGCCAGCAAGGCGGGACUAGUUAUUGGAAAAGGGGGAGAGACUAUUAAACAACUUCAGGAGCGGGCUGGUGUUAAAAUGGUUAUGAUUCAAGAUGGGCCUCAAAACACUGGUGCUGAUAAACCUCUUAGGAUUACGGGUGACCCAUACAAAGUUCAGCAAGCCAAGGAAAUGGUAUUAGAGUUAAUUCGUGAUCAAGGUGGUUUCAGAGAAGUACGGAAUGAGUAUGGCUCAAGAAUAGGAGGAAAUGAAGGGAUAGAUGUCCCAAUUCCAAGAUUUGCUGUCGGCAUUGUAAUAGGAAGAAAUGGAGAAAUGAUCAAAAAAAUACAAAAUGAUGCUGGGGUUCGAAUUCAGUUUAAGCCAGAUGAUGGAACAACACCUGAUCGGAUAGCACAGAUAACAGGACCUCCAGACAGGUGUCAGCAUGCUGCAGAAAUUAUCACAGACCUUCUACGAAGUGUUCAGGCUGGUAAUCCUGGUGGACCUGGACCUGGUGGUCGAGGGCGAGGUAGAGGUCAAGGCAACUGGAAUAUGGGACCACCUGGUGGACUACAAGAAUUUAAUUUCAUUGUGCCAACUGGGAAAACUGGAUUGAUAAUUGGAAAAGGGGGUGAAACCAUAAAAAGCAUAAGCCAGCAGUCUGGUGCAAGAAUAGAACUUCAGAGAAAUCCUCCACCCAAUGCGGAUCCCAAUAUGAAGUUAUUUACAAUUCGGGGCACUCCACAGCAAAUAGACUAUGCUCGGCAACUCAUAGAAGAAAAGAUUGGGGGUCCAGUAAAUCCUUUAGGGCCACCUGUACCCCAUGGUCCCCAUGGGGUUCCAGGUCCUCAUGGGCCUCCUGGGCCUCCAGGGCCUGGAACUCCGAUGGGACCGUACAAUCCUGCACCUUACAAUCCAGGACCACCUGGCCCAGCUCCUCAUGGUCCUCCAGCCCCAUAUGCUCCCCAGGGAUGGGGAAAUGCAUAUCCACAUUGGCAGCAACAGGCUCCUCCUGACCCAGCAAAGGCAGGAACAGAUCCAAACUCAGCAGCAUGGGCUGCUUAUUAUGCUCACUAUUACCAACAGCAGGCACAGCCCCCGCCUGCAGCUCCUGCAGGGGCACCAACCACAACCCAAACGAAUGGACAAGGAGAUCAGCAGGCUCCAGCUCCAGCUGGUCAGGUUGAUUAUACAAAGGCUUGGGAAGAGUACUACAAGAAAAUGGGUCAAGCAGUUCCUGCUCCUACUGGGGCACCACCAGGUGGCCAGCCAGAUUAUAGUGCAGCCUGGGCUGAAUACUAUAGACAGCAAGCAGCAUACUAUGCCCAGACAAGUCCCCAGGGAAUGCCACAGCAUCCUCCAGCACCUCAGUGCCUUCCCAGACCUUCCACCUUAGGUUCUGCUGCAAAAAGCAACAGUGCUGAAGAUGCUGCAAGCACCAAAUCAUAGCUCAUAAAAUCAGGUCCUGAGAUAGUUACCCAUAAAGAGGAAUCCUUUGAGUGUAUGCCAUUGGUGAGCCGAUGAGCAUGGACCAUAGAAGGGCUCAAUGUAGAAGGUAAAAUUGGCAAAUCAUAAUUGAGAAAUAUGAAAUGUAUUCCCAUACAUAAUAUGGUAUAGGGUGUGAUGUACCUGCUCUUGACCAGUUUCCAUUUUAAAGUGCUAUUCACUUAAAUGUUCCAUGAACUGUUAAGUUUCUUAAGUUAUGGUUAGAGUGUGUGUGUGUGUGUGUGUGUGUGUGUGUGUGUGUGUGUGUGUGUGUGUGUGUGUGUGUUUGAGAGAGAGAGGUCGGUAUGUUGAAAGCACAUUUUUAGAACCUGUCAAGUUUUGGUUAGUUGUAGUUUAUGUUUGGAAAUCCAAGUGAAUGCUUAUAGAUAUUGAGGACUGUUUGAAUAUUUCUUGUGAGAACUUUUAAUUCAUUUCCAUGAACCUUCACUGGUACUGUAAGCAUUUUAAAUAGCACCAAUCUUAACUUUACGUAAAUGGAAAGCAGAAAAGGUGAGCCAGUUGAUUUGAAUGCAACAGAUUUUAAGGGUGGUAGAAAAUUGGUUUAGAUUGAAAGUAAACUCAUAAAAUUAAACAAAGUUUACAGGUUUUUUUAAAGGACAUACAUGUUAGUGUAGUGAUACUUAGAAUUUGUUGCUUUGAUGUUUGUUUCAGAAAUGCGUGUUCUUCUUUUAGUAAUGAGAAUUAUUUUUAAUAUUAAAAAUUGAUUUAUACUAGUUGUAUUCUUAAAUGCCUUGGGUAGUUAAUUCAUUCAAGUGGGUUUAGAUAGGAAUAACAAGUGGUCUCAGAGAAGUUUGUGUUCGCUUGCCAUUACAAACAGUUCUGAAAAUAGUUACAUGUAGUCUAGAAUAUUGAUAUAGAAUUAACUGGUCGCUGGAGAUAUCUCGUUUUAGCUCUGCAAAGUUUACCUGGCUUUAAAUUGCAUUUUCAUAGUACUUAGAAAUAACUUGACUGAAAAUAAUCCUACUUUUUGUUGGGUUAUUGACUAUCAGUCAGUUGACUUACUACAACUGUAAUUGAGGGAUUUUUAAAUUGGUGCUUUAAAGAAAAGCAAAUAAAUCCCAGGGUUUUUAUUUUCUUCAGUGAUACCCUAAAGAAACUCAAUGUAUUUGCGAAUAUAUAUAUAUAUAUAUAUAUAUUUUCUUGUGCAUGCUCGAUGCAUUUUCGUCCUGAGAAAAGUGUUCUCUACAGAAACUACCCGUGUGUUAAAAGAAGAUUGGCUUAAAAUGGCUACUGUGAUGGGAACAGUGUCUUAGGGAGAUGCAGCUUGGACUUGAGGUAAAUUGAAUACUUUACAAACUGGUUUAGAGUUUUGCUUUAAUAACAUUGUAUGUAAAGGGGCACGUGAUUGUUGUAAUUUUGUAUUAUCGUUUCCUUAAUUAAAAAAUAAAUGUACAGUGAUUACUAUUAAAA
Messenger RNA from Psammomys obesus (fat sand rat), 3667 nucleotides. RefSeq names its product far upstream element binding protein 1 (gene Fubp1). The coding region runs from base 146 to 2200 and encodes 684 amino acids. Gene Ontology annotation, molecular function: mRNA binding. Gene Ontology annotation, biological process: regulation of DNA-templated transcription. NCBI's taxonomy places the organism in Eukaryota, Metazoa, Chordata, Mammalia, Rodentia, Muridae. The transcript has 22 exons. The record is from RefSeq and is a predicted model, not a curated record. Gene Ontology annotation, cellular component: cytoplasm; nucleus.